AUGGCAAUCGUAUGUACAACUCUCUUUGCUACAAUUGUUUAUCGUGUUCAAAUGGAUUAUAUUUUGAAACAAACAUCGGCAAAAGAAUACUCAUCAAUUAUAAUAACUGUUACUAGUGCUGUUAUGAAUCUUAUUUGUUCUCUUAUAUUAUCUCAAUUUUAUUAUUGGGUUGCAAGAAGAUUAACUGAUCUUGAACUUCAUAAAUAUCAAUCAAAAUAUGAUGAUUCAUUAGCAAUAAAAAUAUAUCUUUUUCAAUUUGUUAAUUUUUAUUCAUCAUUAUUUUAUAUAGCCUUUUUUAAAGGACGAUUUGAUGAAUAUCCAUCGAAAUAUGGUGAACCAAGUUCAAAAGAUUUUACAGAACAGUGCGAUCCAGCUGGUUGUUUUGUGGAACUUUCUAUUCAAUUUUUAAUCAUUAUGACUGGUAAACAAAUCAUAAACAAUCUAAUUGAAUUCCUAUUUGCAAUGUGUGGUGCAUGUGUAUGUCGCAAUCGAGAUAAAAAUACAAAAAUUGAACAAUGGGAAAUAGAUAAAGAUUUAAACAAUUUUGAAUCAACUACAUUAAUUGAUGAAUAUCUUGAAUUAGUUAUUCAAUUUGGUUUUGUUACUUUAUUUGUCGUUGCUUUCCCAUUAGCACCAUUAUUUGCAUUGAUUAAUAAUUUAAUUGAAGUACGUUUGGAUGCAUGGAAAUUUUUAUCUAAAUAUAAACGACCGAUUCCACAUAAAGCAUCUGAUAUUGGAAUUUGGAGUGAUAUUAUUUCAGCUGUAUCAUUUUUAGCUGUAUUAACUAAUGCAGUAGUUAUUGCUUGGACAUCGGACUUUAUUCCGCAAAUGGCUUAUCGUGCUUUACAAUCAGGAGGGACAGGCUUGAAUGGUUAUGUUAAUUGGACACUUUCAUCUUUUCCUAUAGCAGAUUAUAAUCAAACGGGUACAAUGCCAUCAGGUGCACCGUCUGGUUUGACAUAUUGCCGUUAUCGAGAUUUUCGUGAAUCAACUGGUCCAUCUUAUUCUCACACAUCUGUUUAUUGGAAUAUAACUGCUGCUCGUCUUGUGUUCAUUAUUCUUUUUGAACAUAUUAUUUUUAUAUUUAUUUAUUUAAUGCAAUGGUUAGUACCGGAUGUACCAAAAACAAUUCAAGAUAAAAUUGCGCAUGAACGUUAUAUUGAUCAACGUGAACGAUGGGCAAGUAAAACAUAUGAAGAAAAUAUUCAACGAUCAAUCCAUAGUUCUCAAGUGACACCAAUAAACGUCAACAGUCCAAAUUAUGAUGCUAAAUCUUCUCUUAAUAUUAAAUCUCCUAUUAAUAUUAAAUCUUCUGUUAAUGUUAAAUCUUCUACUAGACAAUCAAAGCAAAAAACAAUAUUUCAAACAAGAGUAUCACCAGCAGAUAUACCCUGA
Molecule: messenger RNA, 1395 nt
Organism: Rotaria sordida
Lineage: Eukaryota; Metazoa; Rotifera; Eurotatoria; Philodinida; Philodinidae
Source: the annotation of a GenBank genome assembly